AUGAGCUCUCUGCUGUCAGAUGAGCCGCUGUCACUGACACUUCUGAAGCACGAGUUGGAGCGGCUCACUCCGCAGCACAGCGCGCUUCAAAGCGGCGCAGAGGAGGACCGCGCCGCCGCCCACCUUUGUAACAAGAUUGUGUCGUCGUCGUCGAAGCUCGCGUCCAGCAGCGACGCUAUUGCCUCGAAAGAAGCGGCGGAGGCGUUCAUGACCACUUCGUCGGACAUCCUCACCUCGAUGCAUCGCCUGAUCCUUCUGACUUCCAAAGUUCACGAGAACGGGAAAGAAGAUACCGAUGGCGGCAAAGGUCCUGCCGGGGACGCAGCCGCGUCGCUGCAUCCGCAGCUUUCGCGGUGCACGGGGGCGUGGGCGAAGUGGAUGGUGUACGUGCCAUGUUUGCCGCAUUUCUAUGCGAGCUGCAUAGCCGUGCGCCUACCCGCCCUCCUUGCCUCCGUGAGCGCCCGUGGAUCAUCCCACGUCUGGGGCAGUUUCUUUGGCGAAACAGCAGAGUGUACGCUUCAACUUCUCCUUCGCGCCUCGCGGACGCUCCCACCAGAGGUGCUGGGACGCUACCUCCCCCCUCGCUCGCUGCAGCCGCCGUGGAAGGUGCUGGUGACCUGUGCGCAGUUCUCGUGGGCGUCGAACCGGCUUUGUGGUGUACUCGAAUCGGAGGGGUAUACUACGCCCUCCAGCAGCAAUGGAGCUGCAGUGCACGACCAGCUUCAAAGAGCAAGUGUCAAUCCAGUGUUUUUUGAGGUGCAGGAGCGUGUUGAGCUGGCGCACGCAGACCAAUUCGCCCGUGACGUCCUUCUUUUUUCGUACGACUCCGUGAAUUGGAAAGCUGGCAACGCCGUGCCGACCGUUAAGUCGGUGGCUCCGUCCAUGUGGUGCCUCUUCCUGCGCUGUCGCAGCCUCGCUUUGCACGGCUUGACGGAGCAACGACAAGACGCCCCCUCCCUUUCUUUUUUUCAAGAUGGUGUUGCCCGCCGCCUGACGGCGCGUGUGCUGCAGCGCUCCAUUGACGGCAUUCGCUCGUGUUUGGCGAGGAAUGCGACGGACAUGCACGCAGACCGGGUAGAGCAGCUGACGACACGCGACGUGCCCUGCGUUGUCCUGAUCACUCGUCUGUGGUACCUGUACCUGCAGCCCUACCCCACUCUCUUGAAGACCCUUCACGCCUCGUUGGUGCGGUUGGUGAACACAGCUGUGGAGCUGCGCAACCCUCUGACGAUAGAGGAGAUAAGCAUUGGUGUGGGCGCGCACGUAGAUGAGGAGCUCGACGAGCAUGCACGGCACGUGGAGGCAGAGGAACACGAGCAAGCGAAAAGAGAAGCAGCGCGAGCAAACUGCUUUCUUGAUGUUGUGUGGGACGUGGAGCCACUGCAAGAGUACGAGGUAUUGUUGGAUGUUGCCGGCGUUCCAUGGAGUCCCUCCUUCUCACGUGCGGCAGCGAUACAAGCCGUUCUGGACGAGCGCGUUGUGGUGACGACGGUAGAGUAA
Messenger RNA from Leptomonas pyrrhocoris, 1500 nucleotides. RefSeq lists its product as hypothetical. The transcript has a single exon. The record is from RefSeq and is a predicted model, not a curated record. Bases 1 to 1500 code for a protein of 499 amino acids. NCBI's taxonomy places the organism in Eukaryota, Euglenozoa, Kinetoplastea, Trypanosomatida, Trypanosomatidae.